Brassica oleracea var. oleracea is the source of this 381-nucleotide messenger RNA. Its product is annotated as protein LHY-like. The annotation marks the transcript as partial. The transcript is spliced from 2 exons. NCBI's taxonomy places the organism in Eukaryota, Viridiplantae, Streptophyta, Magnoliopsida, Brassicales, Brassicaceae. The record is from RefSeq and is a predicted model, not a curated record.
CAGACGCAUUGGAUAAAAUGGAGAAAGAAAAAGAGGCAGGUGUUACUACUGAGUUAAGCAACCGUCGGAGUAAAAUCAACAACAACAACCAAACUACUGAUUCAUGGAAGGAAGUCUCUCAAGGGGGUCGUAUAGCGUUUCAGGCUCUCUUUGCAAGAGAGAGACUGCCACAAAGCUUUUCACCUCCUCAAGUGGCAGAGAAUGUGAAUGGAAAACAAAGCGAUACGACGUCAAUAAUAAUGCCAUUGUCUCCUCCUCCUCCUCCUAACUUGAACAAGAUUCAAGAUUCUUGUAAUGCAGACCAAGAGAGUGCAGUGGAUGAACCACCGGGCAGCAAGAGUCUUAAGUUGAGAGAAACAGGGUUUAAGCCAUACAAGAGAU